CCAGCACCUGGUUGAUGAGCCUCGUCUUCUCUUCCAGCUCAGCCUGGUUCUCCAAGUCACCUGCAGCCAUGAAACAGUCAAACAUCACGAACUAACCGGAGCAGGAAAAACAGUCAGACCUGUGGUGAGGUGAUCCAGCAGCAUGGACAGCGAUGAUGAAAAUAUAGAAGAAGUUGUGGAAGGUCCGCUGGAUGAAGAUGGUCAGCCCCAUGGUUUCUGCACAGUGACCUACUCAUCCAGUGAUCGUUUUGAAGGACACUUCACCCAUGGAGAGAAGAAUGGCAAUGGCAAGUUUUUCUUCUUUGAUGGAAGUACCCUGGAGGGUUUCUAUGUAGAUGAUGCUCUGCAGGGCCAGGGGGUCUACACAUAUGAAGAUGGCGGAGUCCUCCAUGGGACAUAUGUGGAUGGCGAGCUCAAUGGGCUUGCUCAGGAGUUUGAUGGAGAGGGCCGCAUGGUGUUCAAGGGCCAGUACAAAGACAACAACCGCUGUGGGGAGUGCUGGGUGUACUACCCUGAUGGCGGCUGUGUGUUUGGGGAGGUGAAUGAGGACGGGGAGAUGACCGGUGAAUCUGUAGCGUACAUCUACCCAGACGGACACACAGCUCUCUUUGGAAGCUUUGUGGAUGGGGAGCUAAUUCAGGCUUGCCUCACCACCCUGAUCUCGAACGAGAGUGGGAGGCCACACUUUGAAGUCACACCAAACAGUCCUGUGUACUCAUAUGACAAGUCCACAUCCACCUGUAUCGCCACCCAUGCUCUUUUUCCUGACCCAUAUGAGAGCCAAAGGGUGUUUGUGGCAGACUCUCUGAUUAAAGGAGCAGGACAGGGCUUGUUCGCCAAGACAGAUGUUGAAACGGACACUGUGAUGGCUUUUUAUAAUGGAGUACGCAUCACACACACUGAGGUAGACAGCAGAGACUGGGCACUGAAUGGAAACACAAUCUCACUGGAUGAGGACACUGUGAUCGAUGUCCCUCAGCCAUUUGACCAGACAGAGAGAUACUGUGCUUCUCUGGCUCACAAGGCAAACCACUCCUUCACUCCCAACUGCAAAUAUGACCCGUUUGUCCAUCCUCGUUUUGGGCCAAUCAAGUGCAUCCGAACAUUGAGGGCUGUGCAGAAAGACGAGGAGCUAACAGUUGCCUAUGGCUAUGAUCAUGGGCCAACGGGGAAGAGUGGCCCAGAGGCUCCGGAUUGGUACAAGCAGGAACUAGAGGUGGCUUGUUCAGGUGUUUCUGUGGUCUGUGGGUUUAUGGACGCUGUUUUCCGCAAGGAUACCGCGCUGAGUACCACCAGGACACCGGUAUGGGGAGGACUGAUCAUGGCAUCUCCAGGUGUUUUGGCGCUGUUUGCCUCCCAAAGGAAAAACUCCGUUUUGGUGAGUGUGAUGGUGGUAGCAGCAGGGCUCUCCUGUGCGGCGGCGCUAUUCAUGUCAGGUUAUGUUUGUCUGACACUUGCCUAUGGGGAGGAGGAUGAAGACGUCUUUCACCACCAUAACAGUCCGCAAGUGACAUUUGUGCUUCAUCGGAUGGUGAAGGGGGCCAAUGCUACAAUCCUGCUGACCUGCACCAUCAGCCUGGCUCUUUCCUCUGUCAUUGGCUACGUGGGCUGCCGCAGUCUGCCCUGCUGUGGCUGCUAUGAUGCCAGAACUGGACUGGAGACACUGGUUCCUCAGUGCGACCCUGGAGACACAGAGAUGGUGUGUACCUGGCAAGCAGGAGGUGAUGGCGGGCUUUUCCACUCUCCAGCUCAGUCCACUGACCAGGGCAUAACUGAGGAAGAGGAGGGACCCUCCAGACUGCCUCCAUACAGCAGACUGACCUAACACACAGCCACAUCAGAGACUGGUCCUUAACAGUCUUGUUUGUUCUCUUCAUUCCAGUGAGGGGGAGCAUGAUUAAUGAUGGGGUUACACAUUUUUUACUUUUUGUGGAUGGACUGAAGCACUCAGCAGUCUUGAAAAAUGGGAACAUUAUAUAAAGAUAUCUUUUAUAGAGAUAUACAAGUAGUGUGCUACUGAUUAGGCAUAGCACUUUGGACUGCGGCAGCAUCUUUAUUUGCUCUUUGACGGCAGAUUUCAUUUAAACUGUACCAAAUCUGAACACCUGUAUAUGUGACAUGUAAGGACUGAAAUUUUGUUUGUUCUAAAUUUAUACAUAAAUCCUUAGACAUUUUAUGUGUAUUUAAUAAAUAAAA
Messenger RNA from Xiphias gladius (swordfish), 2196 nucleotides. RefSeq names its product histone-lysine N-methyltransferase SETD7-like. The transcript has 15 exons. Gene Ontology annotation, biological process: regulation of DNA-templated transcription. Bases 143 to 1825 code for a protein of 560 amino acids. Gene Ontology annotation, molecular function: protein binding; histone H3K4 monomethyltransferase activity. Gene Ontology annotation, cellular component: chromosome; membrane. NCBI's taxonomy places the organism in Eukaryota, Metazoa, Chordata, Actinopteri, Istiophoriformes, Xiphiidae. The record is from RefSeq and is a predicted model, not a curated record.